This is a messenger RNA of Neomonachus schauinslandi (Hawaiian monk seal), 1083 nucleotides long. RefSeq names its product gastrulation brain homeobox 1 (gene GBX1). Gene Ontology annotation, biological process: regulation of nervous system development; regulation of transcription by RNA polymerase II. Lineage: Eukaryota; Metazoa; Chordata; Mammalia; Carnivora; Phocidae. The record is from RefSeq and is a predicted model, not a curated record. Gene Ontology annotation, molecular function: DNA-binding transcription factor activity, RNA polymerase II-specific; RNA polymerase II transcription regulatory region sequence-specific DNA binding. Bases 1 to 1083 code for a protein of 360 amino acids. The transcript is spliced from 2 exons. Gene Ontology annotation, cellular component: nucleus.
AUGCAGAGAGCUGGAGGCGGGGGUGCCCCCGGGGGCAGUGGCGGGGGCAGUGGUGGGGGCCCGGGCACUGCCUUCUCCAUCGACUCCCUGAUCGGGCCGCCGCCGCCUCGCUCGGGCCACUUGCUCUACACCGGCUACCCCAUGUUCAUGCCCUACCGGCCGCUAGUGCUGCCGCAGGCGCUGGCCCCUGCGCCGCUGCCGGCUGGCCUCCCGCCUCUCGCCCCACUAGCCUCCUUUGCCGGCCGCCUUACCAACACCUUCUGCGCGGGACUGGGCCAGGCCGUGCCCUCGAUGGUGGCGCUGACCACCGCACUGCCCAGCUUCGCGGAGCCGCCCGACGCCUUCUACGGGCCCCAGGAGCUCGCCGCUGCCGCCGCCGCCGCCGCCGCCCGGAACAACCCCGAGCCGGGCGGCCGACGCCCGGAGGGCGGGCUGGAAGCCGACGAGCUGCUGCCCGCCCGGGACAAAGUGGCAGAGCCCCCACCGCCCCCGCCUGCGCACUUCUCAGCGACUUUCCCAAGUCUGCCGGCAGAGGGGAAGGUGUACAGCUCAGAUGAGGAGAAGCUGGAGGCACCAGCAGGAGACCCAGCAGGCAGCGAACAGGAGGAAGAGGGCUCAGGCGGUGACAGCGACGAGGAUGGUUUCCUGGACAGUUCUGCAGGGGCCCCCGGGGCUCUCCUGGGACCUGAACCGAAGCUCAAGGGAGGCCUGGGGACUGGAGCGGAGGAGGGGGCACCCGUGGCAGCGGGAGUCACGGCUCCUGGGGGCAAGAGCCGACGGCGCCGCACGGCAUUUACCAGCGAGCAGCUUUUGGAGUUGGAGAAGGAGUUUCACUGCAAGAAAUACCUGAGCUUGACAGAGCGUUCCCAGAUCGCCCACGCCCUCAAGCUCAGUGAGGUGCAGGUCAAGAUCUGGUUUCAGAAUCGGCGGGCCAAGUGGAAGCGCAUCAAAGCUGGCAAUGUGAGCAGCCGUUCCGGGGAGCCCGUGAGAAACCCCAAGAUCGUCGUACCCAUACCGGUGCAUGUCAACAGGUUUGCCGUACGGAGCCAGCACCAGCAAAUGGAACAGGGGGCCCGGCCCUGA